GGGGGAAGAAAUGUCAGAUAUUUCGCAGGCAGGCAGUCAAAAGUAAAGUAGUCAAACCUUAAAAAAAAUUGUGAAAAUUCUUGAUAAAAACUAAAAAGUUGGUGUCUGGUGUCGUUUUGUGGAAAUUAUUGAUAUUUACCCAAAAAUAUGUGUAUUCUAUUAUUAAUUACCCACUGCAGCUCCUUGUGACGAAUUAUAAAAACAAUAGCCGAUGACUAGUGCUUGUUGGCACGAAAUAAGUAUUUUCUAGAAUUCAGCAGUGAUUUCUUAAAUACUCUCCUUAAAAAUAGUGUUUCACUUUUUUUCAACAAGAUGAUCAACAUCACUGUUAAAACACUGGAUUCACAGAAUCAUCAAUUCACUGUGGACGAAAACAUCACAGUUGAAGAAUUCAAAAGCCACAUUGCAGAAAGGGUCGACGUUCCAGCGGUUAGACAGAGGAUUAUUUAUUGUGGGCGAGUGCUUCAGGAUACUUCUAAACUUUCUGAAUACGAUGUGAACGACAAAGUUGUCCACCUGGUCCAACGUCUGCCUCCCAGUUCCACCCCUCGCACAGGAAGGUCCCUAACACCGCCACCCGACUUUAACCGAGCCGCGGGAGGUGGCUUUCCCAGAGCUAGAGGAAGCCGCCCCUUCACCUAUGAAGUUAUUGACCAGCACAUUGGCAACGUUUACAUGGGCAUGGGGUCCAUGUCUUUUCCAAGCAUGGACCCUCAUCAAAUGAUUCCUCCCAGAGCCACUCACACUUUGAGUGCCAGCAGAUUGAAUGUUGCUAGAAGGAUGCUCAGGCAUGCCGGAAAUGUCAUCAGGCAAUUAGAAAAUGCUGAUGGAGGAGGUAGUGAUGAUACUGUUUCCCCAGAAGAACCUACUGAAGAAGAGAUGACACCUGUAAUCGAAGCCAGAGUUAUUGUUCCUGUGACUGGUGAUCAGCAGUUACUGCCUUUAGACAGUAAUGCCAUUAUAAGUGCUGUUCAAAAUAGUAUUUUUCCCCCUGAGGGUACUACUUCUAUGACUUUAAAUACUGACAGUGCUAGUAGCAGUUCAGCUACUCCAGACUCUACAACCCCUCAGCCAGCUACUGUUUCUAACUCUGAAGGUGAAGCAAUUUCCUCAGCAAUUUCAUUCAUUCAUAAUUUGUCAAGAAAUGCUGAAGAUCAACCUUCUGAUAAUGCUGGCAAUGCUGACAAUUCCAAUAAUACACCAAGUGUAGGUCAGUCAACUCCAUCAGAUAACUCUAAUAAUUUGCCAAGAAAUGGCCAAGGUCAAAGAGAAAGAGUUAGACAACCUAGGACAUGCAGAGGUGAAGAAAUGGCAACUUUAUUGAACACUCUAAAUCAGCUUCAACUUCGUUUUGCACCAUAUUUAGCCAGAUACCAAGCUUUUAUGCAAGAAGAUCCACAUGUAGCAUCUGAUAGUGUACAAGACAUUCGUCAUUUGCUCAACAGAGUCUCUCAAGUCUUACACUUUUUGGGUCACGCCUAUCACAGUCUAAGUGACAUUAUUAUUGAUGUAGAACAUCCUCCACCAAGGUUACUACUUUGUCGACCGAUUCUGAUCCAACCCCCUACUGUGGUUCAGGGUGGAAUACCCAUACAAGUUGAGGCUCAAAUCAACCUCUUGCCUGACAGACCCCCUGCUACCACCAAUUCCACACCAACUACCCCAACUACUACUUCCCCUGAUACUGUCACUGGUACGCCUCCUACUAGUACUACUAAUGAUGUCAGACCUAAUAAUGGCGGACCUAGUAUUAACGUUGUGCCUGUAAGUGUGGCCAUUAUAGAAGAACAUGUUCGGUUAGGUCCCCAACUCGGACGUGCUAGAAGAACAAAUGGUCCACCAGGUGGUCCACGUCCACCUGCGCAUUCAUCAUUUAUUGGCACAAGUGAGCCAUCUACAACUGCGAGUGCUCCUUCCGGAUCAACACCUAGCACAGAAAAAACCCAACCAGAUCAGCAAAAUAAUUCCAGUCAAGAGCAAUCAAAUCGCCAGCCAGCAGAACCUGAAACACCAACAAGCAGACAACCAGAACAAACAAGCGGACAACUGGGUAAUAGUAAUUUGGGUUCACCAAACGGCAACUUGGAGUUCUUUAUGGAGGUCACCCCAGAAGCUUUACGCGGCGGAAAUUUAAUACAGUCCUUGAUGCAAUUGGUCGGUUCGCAACUGGGUGAUACAAUCACUCAGUUACAAGCUGACAACCGGCCGAACGGUCCCGCUCAACCUAAUCAACAGCAAGUGGGCAGUGCGCAAUCGCAACAGUCUCAGGCCAGAUCUACCCAAACUAAUCCUACUACAUCGACUCAUACACGUUCGACUCCUCGGCCUCACGUUCAUAUGACUCAGCAAGCUGUCCAAGGAGGAUUCGAUCCGUUUUUGCAUUGUUAUUCUCAUCAUGUGACUCAGGCUAGACCUCAGAGGCUUGUUACAUUUGGAGGACAACAACCAUCCAGAACACAAUCGCCAUUAUUCGCAAGGCAACACCUGAACGUAGGUUCAACAACUAAUCAGCCAAAUAAUAAUUCAAACCCACAAGCUUCAAGACCUGAAGAAGUACCCAUCGAGGUUGCUAACCGGUUCGAGGAACUCAUAAGAAGAAACUUACCUAACAUUGCUGAGAUGGUAGCACCUAACAUUGCCGAGAUGGUCAAUGCAGCACGUAUGUCUGUGAACGUACAGGGAGCACCGGCAGGUAACGAUCGACCUGCUCAAGAUAAUAUACCACAUCCUGCAAGAGGAACCCCUGACGGCCAAAACCAACCACCACCAAAUAUUACCAAUCUUUUCGCUAGUUUAAUGGAACAAAGUCUUCCAGAUAUUUUAUCAGGAAGAGGUCCCACUAUGGAAGUUAUGGUGCAAUCUAUUCACCCUGAGACUAUUGUUCAGGGGGAAAACCUUGUUAUUGAUUUGAUGAUGUUGGUGAUGAGGAAUUUGAGAUUAAAUGAUUUGUUCACGCUUAGUUCUGGAAAUAUGACACCGCUGCAAAGCCAAAUAGAGACAAUUCAAGGAUUUUUCCUUACCGCAGUGUGUCAGAACGAUACUACAGAUGCUGGUGUUGCCAGAGCUGCUGUUAGGCUUAUUGGGGAUCUCAAUCCCAUUAUUACCGCAUUGGAAUCUAUACCAGCAAGAGAAAACAUAAACAUGUCCAGAACCAUUGAUGGUUUCUUCAGUCAGCGAGUGCCAGAUAUUAUUCGUAUGGCUGUCAAUAGCGGAUCCAGAGGUGAAGGCAGCAAUGGUCAAAAUUUUGUAACGACAGUAUGGAGAGCGAUCAGAGAAUUGUUUGCAUUAGCUAUUCAUUGUUCGUCUGAAGGCCAACGAGGUGUUGAGGAUGUUUUUGAACAAAUUGUGGUCAGUACAAUGACUCCAAGUGCCCAUCGUGAUGUGUUUCAGUUUACCAUUCAUAAUACUCGUUCUGCUCUGGGAACCAUUUUACAAAAUUUGGAUAUUGGUACGGCCGAUAUAGAGCGUUUUAUUGUACAAAACGUCAUUCCCGCACCCCCGCCGCCUCCAGUUACCGCUCAAGAUGUCACUCCUGUGGCGGCCCAACCUAUUUCAACGGAACAGAUGCAAGAGGAGGCGGCUUUCUUUCCUGUAUGUGAUGAAGUUAUGGAAGUAGAGGAAUAUGACAUGGAUGUAUCGCCGCCAAACGAGGAAAAUGUUGUGGUCAAUUGGGGAUCUGAACCUUGGCACAUUGUUACCCCACAAGAAUGGGCUCCUAUAAUCACUGCUGACGGUCCAAGACAGAAAAAACAAAAUUCCCAGCCACCAUUCAGCGAUGCUUAUUUGAGCGGCAUGCCAAGUAAAAGAAGGAAAUUAAUUAAUAAUGCUAAACCUCAAGGUAGUUUACCUCAAGUCAUUUCAGAAAGUAUCCAACAAGCAGUAACCUCCUCGGGUCUUGCCUCAGCAGCGCCCCUAGCCGAAGUGGCUGAAGCAGCUAGUGAAUCUGUAGAAAUCCAGGCAGCCUUCAGGUCCUUAUUACAGACGACAGUCCAGACAAAUUUGAGAAAUAACGAAGAUUUUGAUCCGGAAAAGUAUCCGAAUGCCGCUAAUUAUUUCAUGGGGUCUUCUCCAGAAUAGUAGUAUCGGAUUUUGUAAAACUGGACUAGAAAAAAAUGUAACCUUUUUCAUUAAAAUUUCAUACUUUUGAUUACUAACAAUAAUUAUUACUUAUAUAGAUAAUUAAUUAUUGUUUAAUAAUUAUUAUUGUUGUCAAUUAUAUUACACCAUUUUUUUUUUUUUGUAUUUUUGUUUUGAUUCGAGUAAAUUCAGAGUUGAUGUUAACGAACCAAUAUAAAUCAAACCACAAUGUCUUGUUUAUAAUUAUCGAAUUGUUAUAUUAAUUACAAUUACAGAAAUAAAAACAAUAAAGUUUUGUAGGAAGAUAAAUCAUUGUAUAACUAAAUUUAGUAAUAUAUUACAAUUUUUUUUUAGCUAGAGGUCAUUCAAUAAUGAUUUUUUCAAAUAAAAAUCUUGAUUAUUUUUGCAUUAACGAGCCAAUUAAAGCUAACAACAGUCCAUACCAUGUAAAGGUGAUUGGUUGGAGUUUAAUUUUCCACCAACAAAGUAACUUUUAUUUGUGGCGAGUCUUAUUAUAAUAACAAAAAAAACCUAACUGAUAAAUCACUUGUGAGGAAAAAAAAGGUAAAUACUUAAAAAUUUCACUAUAAAAUAUAAACAAUUCCACACUUAAGUCCCUGGAUGAUUGAUGUGGAAAAUAUUCACUAUAAUUUUAUAAUAUAAAGUCAUCAAAUCAAUUAAUAUGUACUACUAUUUAUACCAAAAAAAAAAUUUUCUUCUUUCUAAAUAUUCUUUUUUCUUGAUAAUAAAUUUCUCAUUAAAAAUACUAUUAUCGUUGAGGUUGAGCCGCCUGCGGUUGAUGAUUUGUAGUUUGUAAUGGUAUCGGACUGGUUUGCAUUGUGUUAUUCAAACCCUGAGAUGGAGAACCUGCCGACAAUUUCGAGAAGGCUAAAAGUGUGUCGGGAAAGUUUGGUGGGGUGGCUGGUGUAUUACACGGCGUCAUA
Messenger RNA from Ceutorhynchus assimilis (cabbage seed weevil), 5021 nucleotides. Lineage: Eukaryota; Metazoa; Arthropoda; Insecta; Coleoptera; Curculionidae. The record is from the annotation of a GenBank genome assembly.